AUGGCCUCGCCUAUGAAGUCUGACUUCCUUGCCGGUAGCCAUAUGAAGCUGCCCAAGAUAGGGAUUGCCGCCGCGGUGGCGGUGGUGGCUAGUAUUGUGAUCUACCUGGCACUUUCAAACUUCUUCGAAUUCAAGAAUGAUGAGAGCCAGAGCAUCAAGGAAUAUCCGGACAAUACGCGGUUCAUGAGAUUCACUCAUGGGAAACAACUGUCAAAGGCUGGCGAGGACCUUGCCGGUUCAGAGCCAUAUCUCAUUCAUAACGGAAAAUUGAAGGAGCUCGUUAUUUUCGCACCAGAGCAUCUCCAGGAAUUCCACCGAAAGGACGCCAACUCGCAUUACAAGCCUGAAAACAUGAAUAUGGGUGACUAUGCAGGGCAACUUCUAGGACAAUGUGUGGGACAGCUGGGAGGCACCAAGUGGAAGCUUGCGCGUAGUCAUAUGGACCCGGAAUUUUCCUAUCGAGCCAGCCGUUCCAUGAUGAAACGAUUCUCUCAGGAGAUUGACUCUUGGUCAUCUGUCAGAGAACCCAACCAGAAGGAGCACCCAGAAAGAUGUGUUUGUGCAGGAUGUGAAGAAGCGGUGCAAGGAUCUGUCCCUGAGGUCCAUCGCGAUCAGCAUCUAUGGCGAGACGUUCAUACUAUGAACGAACUUCACGAGAAGAUCAUUUUCGUCGCGUUUCUCAACAAGCGAGUGAUGUCCAAAUGGUAUAAUAAAUUGCCGACUGCUGAGAAGCGACUGAUGGACUCGUUCCAGACGCAGUGGAAGGCUUUCAACCUCGCCCAGAUCAAGCUUGCAAGAGAGGUACCGUCGUCCCAAUGUUAUAUCCAGGAGUAUCUGAUAAGCCUGUAG
Aspergillus oryzae RIB40 is the source of this 849-nucleotide messenger RNA. RefSeq lists its product as uncharacterized. Gene Ontology annotation, molecular function: oxidoreductase activity, acting on paired donors, with incorporation or reduction of molecular oxygen; monooxygenase activity; heme binding. Lineage: Eukaryota; Fungi; Ascomycota; Eurotiomycetes; Eurotiales; Aspergillaceae. The record is from RefSeq and is a predicted model, not a curated record.